Messenger RNA from Mucor mucedo, 1699 nucleotides. RefSeq lists its product as uncharacterized. Bases 83 to 1654 code for a protein of 523 amino acids. NCBI's taxonomy places the organism in Eukaryota, Fungi, Mucoromycota, Mucoromycetes, Mucorales, Mucoraceae. The record is from RefSeq and is a predicted model, not a curated record. The transcript has a single exon.
GGUGAGUAAGACAUAUAAAGGGCAAUAAUCCCGAUUUAUUUUUCAUUCCUUCUUUUUCACUUUCAUUUUUUUUAAAAAAAAAAUGUACAGUUAUCCACGAUAUCAAACGCACAGACCUCAGCCUUAUGGUUAUGGCUCUGAAGAAGAGUAUUACUACCCAUCAAGAGAUAUUGAUUAUCACCAUCAGUAUAACUAUAUAGACAGUCCACCCAUCAGGAAGCGCAAAAAUCAUCGCCGUAGUCGAAGUUUCUCUAAAAUGGAUGAGGAGCGCUACCAUUAUAUGAAUGAAAACGCAUACUAUCAGGGGCCACAUCGAUUGGACGGAGUAAGAUCCGUGUCACCACCGUUCACAGGAAGGCAUUAUGACUAUAAUAGUAUAAACCGAAAUAUGUAUAAUGAAGAAGCUAAUAAUAGUCGGCGAGCACAACCUCCUUGUUUUGUAAACUUGAAUGGACCCAUGAUAAAUCCCAUGACAGCCAAUUAUUGUAUGCCGCAAAGUCUGGGCACUACUUGUCCCACUACCACCACAAAUACGUUUAUUCCUCAAAAUAAUAACGAUUUCUUUUACAUGCCACAAAAUGUACCCAUGAUACAACCCUAUUUUAUGAACCAACCUAAUAAUAGCAAUCAUUUCCUAUCAUCAUACUAUCAUCAUCAACCAGUCUUCCCAACAUUUAUGCCAAUGCCAGCAUUACAUCCAGAUAUUAUCCUUCCACAAACAUUACCUUCAGAAGAAGUGGUAAUUUCAUCGCCCGAUAAAGAAGUUCCACCUGUAAUUGAGACAGAGGUAACUAAAGAAACGACGGAGGCUGUUCCAGACCAGCAGCAGCAAGUUCCACCAGCACUACCAGCACCGGCACCACCACUUGUGAUGCUGCGUCGAAAAAGAUCCAUAAUGGAGGAGAUCCUUUCGUCCUUUGCCCUUUUAGGCGAUGGCAUAGAUUAUGCAAUACCACAAACAGUUAGCAAGCCUCAAAAGAACGAUAGUCAGCCUGUUGAUGAUACCAAGGAAAAGGCAGUAACACGAGACCAACCCUUAUACACUUCCUUAAGCGAAGCCCUAGAUUAUGGCGAGAAGAAGCCGUCUAGCCUUUCAAGAAAGACGUCAUUGAAAUUAUACAAAAAGGCCAGUGCGCUACAGAACAGACAGUACAUUUGGUGUUACCGCCCAUUCGUAGAACCCAAACAGACCACAGACGAAAGCGAAGAAUCAUCUAAUGCGCUGUGGGCUGCAUUUGAUAUGACGAAUCAAGCGAAAUUAGAUUAUCAUUACUCGUUUAUCAUGACCCACAACCAGAAACAUCAUAAUGGUGAUGAUGCCACCGGCACUAAGCCUAAUAUAGCAACCGUAGAAAAUAAUUUGCCUGACAUGAUAACCGAUGAUCCUUCGCUAAUUCUAAUGCUCCAUCGGCAAUCAACUAUACCAAAUCCGGUGAUGAUCUCUUUUGGGGACGGUAAGGCCUGGUAUUAUACGAUGGGAGGAGAAAACGAACCUGAGUGUCAUAUGCUUGAAAUCACUUGCUUACCUACGCAUGAUCGUCGACUUGUCGUCUCUAAUGAUCUCCUACAAGAGGAGCAAUCUAAACCACUUCGUCGUUCAAAAUCCAUGGAUGGAUUAGCUACCAAGUUUUUAAACACUGUCUUUGGUUGGUAGCUUUCAACUCUUUACCUGAAUAAAGUUAUUUUUUUUGCAUAAUUA